Molecule: messenger RNA, 339 nt
Organism: Candida tropicalis MYA-3404
Lineage: Eukaryota; Fungi; Ascomycota; Pichiomycetes; Serinales; Debaryomycetaceae
Exons: 1
Coding region: 1-339 (112 amino acids)
Source: RefSeq, a predicted model, not a curated record
AUGGGUAUAAUAACUCAAGAACCUCCAUAUUAUAUGGUAUCUUUUAUAUCUAAAUUUACAUCAGAUAUAAACCAUGAAGAGUAUUCCGAAAUUGCUCAAUUAAUGGUCUCAUUAGCUCAAAAACAACCAGGUUAUCUUGGUGUAGAUAGUGUACGUGAUCCAAUUACCACUCAAGGUAUAACUAUAAGUUAUUGGAAAGAUAAAUCAUGUAUUCUUAAUUGGAAACAAAAUAUUGAUCAUCAAUUGGCUCAAAGAAAUGGAAAAGGAAAAUUUUAUUCUCUAUUUCAAGUCAAAAUAGCUAAAGUUGAAUCUGCGUAUGAGUUUAAUAAAGAUGCAUAG